This is a messenger RNA of Hevea brasiliensis (rubber tree), 1871 nucleotides long. RefSeq lists its product as uncharacterized. NCBI's taxonomy places the organism in Eukaryota, Viridiplantae, Streptophyta, Magnoliopsida, Malpighiales, Euphorbiaceae. The coding region runs from base 176 to 1438 and encodes 420 amino acids. The record is from RefSeq and is a predicted model, not a curated record. The transcript is spliced from 2 exons.
AGAGAGAGAGAGAGAAACGUUAGAACAGGUGAGCCGACUUCCAUUUCAGUCCGCCAACGUUGAUGUUUCCGAAGCUCUCUUAUGCAGUGACGUACAUUUCGAGCUAAACCUCCCUUUCACCAUUAUAACUCCAAGCUCAAGAAACCUCUUUCCCAAGUAAAACCUAGUUCUCACAAUGGAUCCAUGUCCAUUUGUUCGUCUAAUCGUCGAAUCUCUCGCUCUAAAACUCCCUUUGGCCACCAAACCAGCCGGUUCUGGUGUCCACCCAUCAACGACACCUUGUUUCUGUAAAUUACGCAUCAAGAAUUUCCCUUCCCAAACCGCCCUCGUCCCUCUCUGUUCUACUGCUAAUGACUAUCCUCCUGAAACCUCCACCUCCGCCAACGGCUUCCACCUUGAUGCUAACACUAUUCGCCGUCUCUCUGGUAAGCCAAUCACACUCCGUGUGGAAGUGUUCACUGGCCGGAUGGGACGCACCUGCGGGGUCAACGGCGGGAAGUUACUGGGUCAGGUCCAGGUCAGUGUGGAUUUGAGGAAUGUUCAAUCCAACCCAAGAGUGUUUCAAAAUGGAUGGUUAAAGCUGGGGAACCAGCCAGAUAAACCAGCGGCGCGACUCCAUCUAGUAGUCCGGGCUGAACCAGACCCACGAUUUGUUUUUCAGUUUGAUGGCGAACCUGAGUGUAGCCCUGUGGUUUUUCAGAUACAAGGGAAUAUUCGUCAACCCGUUUUCAGUUGCAAGUUCAGUGCAGACAGGAACUCAAGAACCCGAUCUCUUCCAUCAGAUUUCACUGUCGUCCACAAUAACAGGGGAUGGAGGAGAACCUUUUCUGGCGAGAAAGAGCAUGGAGGAAGGGAGCGAAAGGGAUGGAUGAUUAUGAUAUAUGAUCUCUCUGGUUCCCCAGUUGCUGUUGCCUCUAUGAUCACACCGUUUGUCCCAUCUCCAGGCACAGACCGUGUUUCUCGAUCAAACCCUGGUGCAUGGCUAAUUCUCCGCCCUCAUGGCUUCUCUGUCAGCAAUUGGAAACCAUGGGGUCGCCUAGAGGCAUGGAGAGAGAGAGGUCCUGUUGAUGGCCUUGGUUAUAAGUUUGAACUCGUAACUGACAAUGGUGGCCCUAGCAGAGGCAUCCCUAUUGCUGAAGCCACAAUGAAUAUGAAAAAAGGUGGCCAAUUUUGCAUUGAUAGUAGGAUAAUAAGGGAUUCUGGAUUGAGAUCAAGAUCACCCGUCAAAGGUUUUGUGAUGGGUUCAACCGUGGAAGGAGAAGGAAAGAUCAGCAAACCUGUGGUACAAGUAGGGGUACAGCAUGUCACUUGCAUGGCUGAUGCUGCCCUAUUUAUAGCUCUUUCAGCUGCUAUUGAUCUGAGCAUGGACGCUUGUCGCCUCUUCUCUCACAAGCUUAGAAAGGAGCUUUGCCAUGACGAGCAAGAUUCCUUCUCUUAGAGCUUUUAUAUCCUCUGCAGUGAUAACCAAACUGUUGGUUUGAGCAAACAAAGACUAAAAUUUGCCUAUUCUUUCAUUUCCUGAAGAAAUUCUAUAAAAUUUUCUCAUGGUAGGAGCGUGGAUCUGAUCUGAUCUUAUCUGGUUUUUGGAAGUAGGCAGUUGGAAUUCACAAUUUCUUGUCGGUUUUGAUCGGUUUUUGUCGCAUACAUACAUUGUAUUUGUGGUAGAGGAGGGGUUCUAUUUAUUACAUAACUACACCCAACAGAUUGAAACUGUACAGAGACGAGAGAAAAAGGCAAUUGUUUGUUCAUAUUUCUUCCUCUUCUCUCCUUUUUUCGGUGUACCAUAUAUUUUCUUUGUAUAAUAACAGAGUUUUCGGAUUGUUAAACACUAUUAUAUCUGUCGUUAUAUAUGCAUACUUAUCAGGCUUCAA